Aspergillus oryzae RIB40 is the source of this 531-nucleotide messenger RNA. RefSeq lists its product as uncharacterized. The record is from RefSeq and is a predicted model, not a curated record. The transcript is spliced from 3 exons. Lineage: Eukaryota; Fungi; Ascomycota; Eurotiomycetes; Eurotiales; Aspergillaceae. Bases 1 to 531 code for a protein of 176 amino acids.
AUGACAGUGUUCGGGUUCUAUGCUAUGCUUGUUACAGAUACCAGAGCCGCAGUAAUGGCAAUGAGAGGCCAUUGGAGACUAUUCUCAAGCGCCAAAAGGACCAACGCCGCUGUAUAUGUUGCAAUUGUCCAGAUGGCCCAAACGUCAGGUGGAACCCAGCACGUGAUCAACCAACUACUGGGCUGUACAGGUGCGCUGCCUGUCACGCGCGGUAUCAAAGGAGCUUGCCAGAAGCUCCAGAUCAGACUACCCAAUCUUCACUAUGCGUCAGCUGCAGUGAAUCAAAUCCUAAAGACUGGCACGUGCGAGCUUUGCCGGACUAAGUACGCCAAGAUGUGGUGGGCAGGAUGCAAAUCAUCCGAAUGCGGGCCCGAUGAGCUCACUUACCAGGAAUACCGUGAAAAAGUCGGUAAUGCGACCAUGAAACCGGAGUUCUUCGCCUACUUGAAACGCGCCCAUGGCAUCGACAGGUCGGCAGCGGCAGUGGUGGAAGCGAAACAACUGGAGGAUGCCCUAAACAUAGAGGGAUAA